Macrobrachium nipponense is the source of this 2371-nucleotide messenger RNA. Its product is annotated as RYamide receptor-like. The transcript is spliced from 10 exons. The record is from RefSeq and is a predicted model, not a curated record. Gene Ontology annotation, molecular function: neuropeptide Y receptor activity. Bases 647 to 2161 code for a protein of 504 amino acids. Gene Ontology annotation, cellular component: plasma membrane. Gene Ontology annotation, biological process: neuropeptide signaling pathway. Lineage: Eukaryota; Metazoa; Arthropoda; Malacostraca; Decapoda; Palaemonidae.
CGGGGAGGGUUGAUCAGCAGCUUCAGUCAGCUGAGUCGCACCGGGUGGCAGUAGUCACAUUUUGAACUAUCUGACGGACGGUCUCGUAUGUCUUCAACAGCUGAAGUGAAGGCAGCGUGUUUUCGGUGCCGAUUCUACCGAGGUGCCCUUAGUAUCAGUGGGAGGACUUUAGAAGUUUUUUUAGUGUAUCUGCCGAAGUGUAAAGGUGACUUUAAAGCUCUGUAUUUGAAAGGAACAGUUAAAACAUCUGCGUUAUUACCUACUUCUGUUAUUACUGAAGAUGUUUGGUACGACUGGGAUAGAGGAAAAGACCGUAAUUUAUAUAUUUUGGGGCUCGGUUCAGGGUGAUAUUCCAGGAACCCUUUAAUGGUAGAAAGGUUUUGAUCCCAAGCGGAAACUACCCCAAGUGCUAAAGCAUCAUACAUGGCUGCUCGAAAUUUUACAAAAAGUUCUUCGUACAGGACCUUAAAAGCCAAAUGUGCUUGGAUUGCAGUGCAUAGAACUCCUCCGAAACUUUUUUGUGCGCCAUAUUUCUGUGACUGUAGAAACUUGUGCUAGACAGUAACUUGUUGCCACUUUUAAUUUAAAUAUAAACGGCUUAAGAAAAAAUGCGUAAUCACUUUGAGAGAAGUUGGACAGAUUCAGCAUGAUGAUAAACAAUUUGACCAAGGCCUGGGAAGCCUCUCAGGUAGACCAAAUGGACAUCACAGACGAGGAAAGUUUUCCUCCUAGUGUGGAUGAAAUCAGAGAGACGUGCAACAUCGAACUUAGUGAGAUGUAUUAUCAAUCGAAUGAGACUCAUACUUUCCCAGAUUACAUGCACUGCGAAGUGUGUAACAUAAGCCGCUCAGAAUUAGAUGUGUUAGUGUCAGCAGGUUUAUGUACUUCGUCCUAUUUCCCGUACAUGCCGCUGGUUUACGUGAUGUAUUCAUCCAUAUUCAUCAUAGCUCUGCUUGGCAAUUCGCUCGUCUUAUACACAAUCAUCACGAGUCGGAAGAUGCACACGGUCACCAAUCUCUUCAUCGCUAACCUCGCAGUUGGAGACUUGCUCAUCAUGGUAUUUUGCGUACCCUUUUCAGUUGCUUCCAUAAUCGUUCUUCAACACUGGCCUUUUGGGGUGGGGCUGUGCGUCUUCGUCAAUUACGCACAGGCGAUAUCAAUCUUCGUCUCAGCUUACACAUUAGUGGCCGUUAGCAUUGAUCGUUACAUUGCCAUCAUAUACCCGCUGCGACCAAGGAUAACAACGUUACAAGCGAAAGUCAUUAUUGUGCUUAUCUGGUCGCUGGCUUUGCUGACAACGCUGCCUAUAGCUGUCUUUUCGAGUCUUCACCCGCCAGACAGUCGAGUAUACCUAGUUUACGACAAGAAAGUCUGUACGGAGUUGUGGCCCCUUGGAGAGCUCAAACAGUUCUAUUCUAUGGCGCUUAUGGUGCUCCAGUACUUCCUGCCUCUCUUGGUUAUGAUCUUCACUUACUCCAGGAUUGCAUGGAAAGUUUGGGGUUGCAAGAAGCCGAGAAGAAUUUUUCAAAAACAGGCAAAGCAAGGGGGAAAGGCACUGGGGCCUGGAAGAAGCCUUUUAAGGAAAAGCACGUCAGAUCAUUCCCCUGCCAAGAUGAUUAGGCUGACGCUAACUGUUGUCCUUGUCUACUCACUUUGCUGGCUGCCAUUCAACAUGCUCAUUGUGAUAACAGACUUCCAUGAAGAGUUAAUAUUCUGGCCACAUAUACAUCACGUGUGGUUUGUGUUCCAUUGGCUUGCAAUGUCUCAUGCGUGUUAUAAUCCUUUGAUAUUAUGCUGGAUGAAUGCCAAGUUCAGGGAGGGCUACUUAACCUUCCUAUAUCAUGUGCUGCCGUGUUGUAAACCAAAGAUUUCCAAGUACCUUCGUGGGAUGACAGAAUCCUCAAUGCUUCAGAGAUCUCACACCUACAGUUCACGCUUCAGCUCCACACGCAUGUCAAGGAACACCAGACAUCCUGAUGAGAGUAGGGCAAGACGAGAAUCAGUUGGCUCUGAAACUGCUUCCGUGCAGCAUCCAAGCACAGCAGAAUAUCCUUUGAGGAUUAUUCCUGGGUGUUCGUGUGAACGUCCAUCCUCAGUUGUGGGCAGCGUCCCUAAGGAAAAACAGAUUUACGAAUGUUUGGAAAUGUCAAACUUACCAUAAAAUGUUCUCUUUCUUUGGCUACGACCCAGAUCUUAUGAAAUUCCUCCAAAGAAGAAGAGCAUUCGGACUAAUGGAUGAGUGCCGUACCUAUAUUUGUUAAGAGAGAUAUGGGGUUGGAUUAGUCUUCCUAUCGCCUUUUAUUGUUUAGUUAAAUUUGUAAAGUAUGAAGAACAUAUUUUCUUUCCCUGUAUAAAAUAAUUUUCUCUCUUU